CCUCGUUUUGGUCACGUUCGUAUUUGUACACUUUCAGCUCAAUUCUACUUUUCUCUCUCUAAUUAUGACUUCGUCACUGCGAAAUUCGAUCCAUCGUCGCAAUCACAAGGAGCGAUCCCAGCUUGCUCAUAGGGCGAAGCUUGGGAUCCUAGAGAAGCAUGCAGACUAUGUCAAGCGCGCACGGGACUACCAUUCGAAACAGGACAAGUUGAACCGGUUGAGGCAGAAGGCUGCCGACAGGAAUAAAGAUGAAUUUUAUUUUUCGAUGACGAAGGAGAAGACCAAGGGUGGAGUCCAUGUCAAGGAGAGAGGAAAUGUCGCGUUGCCUAUUGACAUGGUAAAGGUGCUAAAAACGCAGGAUGAGAAUUACAUCCGGACGAUACGAGCAGUUGGCUUGAAGAAAAUCGAUAAAAUAAAAGUCCAGCUUUCCGACAUGGUCGACUCGGUCACCGACGAAGAUUAUGAGGAGCUCGGUGACGGACAAAUAAAACUCUUGGAAGAGGCUGGAGUUAUCCCAAAGACCAAGAAGGGUCGACGGAAGUCAAAACAUACGAUUUUCGUGGAAAAUGAGGAUGAAGUACGCAAGUACAAACCCGAAUCGUCUCCGGUAGUAAUCCACGAAGAAACAACACAAGAGGAGGAGGAGCCUAUAGAUCUGGGCUGGAAACAACCGUCAGAAAAGAAACGGUCCAAGAAGUCCAAAAAGUUUUCGGAAAACGACGUCGAGAUGGAAAACAAGGAAGACGAACGUGGCCACAAUCAUGAAGCAACUUCUCGCAAUCGUCAACGCCUCUUUCGAGAUCUCGCAGCGCGAUUGGCCCGCGACAAACAGCUUCGUUACGCGGAACGGGAGUUUGAAAUGCAACGGCUCAUGAUGGGGAAAGGCGCUCGGAAAAAGCUCAAGGGGGUCGAAAGGGUGGAUGGGAGCAGAGACGACAGUGAUGAAGACCAAGAUGAGCUUGAUGCACGAAAGGGCAAGCCAAUCGCGCACAUUGUAUCCAAGACGUAUACACCUCGCGUUUAUAAAUGGCGGCGAGAACGGAAGAAAUAGAUCUCAU
Desarmillaria tabescens is the source of this 1058-nucleotide messenger RNA. RefSeq names its product u3 small nucleolar RNA-associated protein 11. NCBI's taxonomy places the organism in Eukaryota, Fungi, Basidiomycota, Agaricomycetes, Agaricales, Physalacriaceae. The coding region runs from base 65 to 1051 and encodes 328 amino acids. The record is from RefSeq and is a predicted model, not a curated record. Gene Ontology annotation, biological process: rRNA processing. The transcript is spliced from 4 exons. Gene Ontology annotation, cellular component: small-subunit processome; nucleolus.